This is a messenger RNA of Radiomyces spectabilis, 1866 nucleotides long. RefSeq names its product Metallo-dependent phosphatase-like protein. Bases 209 to 1750 code for a protein of 513 amino acids. The transcript has 5 exons. Gene Ontology annotation, biological process: polyphosphate catabolic process. NCBI's taxonomy places the organism in Eukaryota, Fungi, Mucoromycota, Mucoromycetes, Mucorales, Radiomycetaceae. The record is from RefSeq and is a predicted model, not a curated record. Gene Ontology annotation, cellular component: fungal-type vacuole. Gene Ontology annotation, molecular function: exopolyphosphatase activity; endopolyphosphatase activity.
UCAAAACCGAGAAUUGCCACAGUGUCGUCUUUUUUGAUGUCAAGAGAGAGACAAAUAAAGUGAGCGACGGGAUAUACACACAAAUAUACAAAUAAAAGAUGUACGAGUACGAGAAACUUCAUGAAGACCUGAUAUUGACAAGCAGUGAUCCCAAAAAAAAUCAUAAAAACCGUUCUGUCACCAUUUCUUGCACUUCCUUCUGUUCCACAUGUUAUAUAGAAUCAUCAUCUUUGGCAUCCUUUUUGCGUUUGUAUGGUAUCUCCAGCCGAUUCCAUUUGAGCAGCUGUGUGUGCAGACGCGGGCGAUUAUGUCCUAUACCGCAGCUUGGCAUCAUGGUCAAGUGCGACCGCCGGCACCCUUCAAAAGAUACGGUUACUUUCUGCAUAUUACCGAUUUUCAUAUGGAUGAGGACUAUGUUCCUGGAGCAAGUGUCCGUUCGGAUUGUCACAGUUUGCCAGCUUUGUACCACCAAAUGAAACAGCCGAAAGUGGCGGGAUUGCUGGGUGCGCCAGGGGAACGGUGUGACGCUCCUGUCGAACUGAUCCAGCAAACGUUGAAUUGGAUCGGCCGUGAAUGGGGUGAUAAACUAGAUUUCGUGAUAUGGACAGGUGACAAUGCAAGACAUGAUUGGGACAAGAAAAACAGACGAAAUCGAAAACAGGUUUAUAACCUUAACCAGCGAGCAACCGAUAUGAUGAUCGAAGCCUUCUGGCGCCCGUCUCGCCGCAUUCCACUCAUCCCCUGUAUCGGUAACAACGACGUGUAUCCUCACAACCGACUGGAUGAUAACAGGACGGAUGCCGACCUUCUCACGUUUUAUGAACGCUUAUGGCGGCCCUGGAUUCCUGUGGACCAACGCCCGGUGUUUCGCCAAGGCGGUUACUUUGCAGUCGAUAUUGCUCCACGAUUGCGAGUCCUAUCGUUGAAUACAAUGUACUUCUUUAGCAGAAACAAGGCCGUCAAAAACUGUGUUUCGGAAGGUGCAGCUCGUGAUCAUAUCCGAUGGUUUGAAGACGAGCUGGCAAAAGCACGCCGCGACGGUGUUACAGUUUAUGUGAUGGGGCAUGUCCCUCCUUCACCUCGCGAUUACCGCAACACAUGCUUGCGCGAGUAUCUUCGUAUUGCUUCGGCCUAUACAGAUGUGAUUGCCAGCCAUUUGUAUGGUCAUCUCAAUAUGGAUCACUUUCUCUUAUACGACGGCCGAGACUAUACCACCGACAGCCAAACACCGGAAUUCAGUCUAUUGGAAGAUGAUAUCGACGACGACAGCCACGGCCACUUUGACGUCAAUCGUAAUGUUGGAAAAUACGUGGACUGGCUUCGUAGCAUGUAUGAGGCCAUUGACGAUAUUGAGGACAUGGCAAAUUUGCAAUCGGCUCCUCUUGUCGCUAUCCAAGUGAUACCGUCCAUCCUACCCGUCUAUUAUCCUGGAGUUCGCGUAUACCGAUACGAAAUCAACGAUAACCCUUACUCCCAACGGCCAGACCAGAAACCCUACGGCACAUUGCUUGGCUACACGCAAUACUACGCUAAUAUCACUGACUGGGAAGAGAAGCAUCCGAACGAGCCACUUGAAUAUCAAAUAGAAUAUGAAACAGGGGAAGAGUACGGUCUAAAGGACCUGACAUCCGAAAGCUUCUUCCAAUUGGCUAAAACCAUGGUGCAAGGUGAUUUGGCCGGUGAUCGUUUGUGGUCAAACUAUGUGCGUAACAUGUUUAUUCAGACAAUGAAUGAUACCUUUCUCUAUUGACUCUUGAUAUCAUAAUCCCCAUUUCUCCAAUUUUUUGUUUGGACUUUUAAAAGUCCUUGUAUUUUCACAACGUCAAUAAAACAUUACUGUAACAUUUUCUGUUGAUGUUCCAAAAU